Messenger RNA from Cylicocyclus nassatus, 2293 nucleotides. The record is from the annotation of a GenBank genome assembly. NCBI's taxonomy places the organism in Eukaryota, Metazoa, Nematoda, Chromadorea, Rhabditida, Strongylidae.
AUGGGAUUCUUGCAGGUUACCGAGAAAGCUGACGCUUUAUUCCCUAUUGUGAGUGCUGCUUCUAUCGCUGCAAAAGUAACUCGCGAUAGACGACUAAGAUCAUGGUCUUUCUCGGAACCGGGAGUCAAAAUCCCAGCAGAUGGAUAUGGAAGCGGAUAUCCUGGAGAUCCUAAUACUAAAAAGUUUUUGAUUGAUGGGUUGGAUCCUGUAUUUGGUUAUCCAUCUUUGGUGAGAUUUUCAUGGAAAACUGCGGAAGUCCUCAUCGACAAGCACUGCGUCAAAGCCGAAUGGGAUGAUCAGAGUGCAUCCGCACCCUCGGUGAAAGGAUGGCUCACCGCUAAGGUUGACUUGCCUAAAAGACACCAAUAUUAUGCUGAUAGAACUAUACAGAACGUGAUGAGUUUGAGAUCAUGGUUAAGCUUCUCUGGCUUUCUAACCUUGCUUACUGCAUACUACAUUGGUCACAUGGUGAAAACAUUCUACAAGAUCUACUCUGUUCCUGCUUGUGCCGGGAGCUACAUGUGUCUCAAGCCCGUCCUCCCAAUGGGUAGCGAUGGAAAGAUCACUCCAGUCCAAUUUAGAGCGUAUGCCUCUGCAUAUUCCAGCACUCUUGGGGAACUUGUAAAGAAAAUGGACAACUUUCACCUCACAGAGCCACAUGAGAUAGAGAUUCCUGUCACUCUUCCACAGGCUACACGGCGGAAUGGCAGUUUGUAUAUGUCCCUCUUCCUGUUGCCGCAUGGAUACGAGAACAAUGAUCCUCAAAAGGCCGACUGGAAAGUACACCAAAGGAAGCUCAUAUCGGCUUAUCGUGAGCCUGAACAAACAUAUAAUCUGAUAAAAGGAGAAGUCAAGAAGGUGCUACCUCCAGUCACUCAUAUACGAAGUGUUGUCCAUGUUAUGAGCCUCGAGAACGCUCCAGAUCUCUACAUGAGGGAGUUACCAGAAGUGUCGUCCUUAGUGCAAUGGAAAGGCGGGAAAUAUUAUCCAAUAUUGUACUUGGCCGAUCUGCUUAGUAUGGAAAAGCAUUUUGUUGAGUUGAAACCUGAAAAUAAGACUGUCAACGUCACCGUGUCAUAUCAACCUGCUCCAUUGGGCAAAAUCAGAUUUCAUCGCAUGAUCACCUCUUCGUUGUCACAGCUAACUGAAUUGGGUUUCACUACAAAGGAUCUCGAAGAUGUAAAAGGAAUUUUCGCUGAUACUAAUCUCUAUCUUCUUGGAGUUACUGUAUUUGUUUCGGCAGUGCAUCUCCUUUUUGAUAUAUUGUCUUUCAAGAAUGACAUAUCAUUUUGGCGCGGUCGAAAAUCUAUGGUCGGACUUUCCACCAAGGCGUUACUUUGGCGGUGCUUUUCGUACACUGUCAUCUUCUUCUAUCUGAAAGAUCAAGAAACCAGUCUUCUUGUAAUCGUUCCUGCUGGAAUCUCCGUUUUGAUUGAGUUUUGGAAACUGAAGAAGGCCUUCAAGAUGACUUUCACUCGAAGCGGAAUAAAAUUCGGUGCACAUUCGGCUGAGGAGCAGGAGACGGACGCUUUCGAUAACGAAGCGAUGAAAUACUUGGCGUGGUUGAUGACUCCGCUUUGUAUUGGAGGAGCAAUCUACAGCUUGAUGUACGUGCCACACAAAUCGUGGUAUAGUUGGGUUGUUGAGUCACUCGCCAAUGGAGUUUAUGCCUUUGGAUUCCUUUUUAUGCUCCCGCAGCUCUUUGUGAACUACAAACUCAAAAGUGUUGCUCACUUGCCAUGGAGGGCUUUUAUGUACAAGGCAUUCAACACAUUCAUUGACGAUCUAUUCGCCUUCAUUAUUGUAAUGCCGACCGCUCAUCGUGUUGCUUGUUUCAGGGACGAUAUUGUAUUUUUGAUCUACCUCUACCAACGCUACCUCUACCCUGUCGAUUAUAAGCGAAUCAAUGAGUUCGGAGAGUCGGGUGAGAAGCAGCCCGUAUCUGACGAAAACCCAAGUGAGGAGACUGUUAACGCUGCUGUGAAUGAUGUCCCGAGCAAUCUCAAGAACAGAAAGAAAGCGAAGAAGAUUGACUGAAUUAGAGAUGUCACCUAAGAAUUAGGUCACAGUUGUUUAUUUUUUGACUGAAUUAGAGAUGUCACCUGAGAUAGGUCACAGUUAUUUAUUUGCUUGGGGGUUAUGCCGUUUUUGUUUAUUAUGUUUUGGUGUACAGUUGUCUAAAAGCUAUGGUAUCUCAAAAAAUCUUGUUUUUUAUUGUGAUAUAGUGAUACUGGUUUUGAGUUUGGUCUUCCAUAUUGCUCGGGCGAGCAGCUGAUAAAGUUUUUGUUUUCGC